UUCUGGAAGCAAAGGCUUUAGGGGAAUAUCCAGAUUUGUAUGGGGCUCUGAACGCUUUGAAUUUACACAAACGUGUGUGGAUGUUUAAUAUUAGAAGACGGUGGCUUUUUUGACCGUAGAAUAGCAAACAAAUAAUUUUUUGUGUGUGUGUGCGCAUGUAUAUAUGGAGAUGAGGAGAUGCCCAUUUUUUCUGAUAGGAACAUUUGGCAGUGCAUGAAACGACCUGUGGAAUAACGCUUAUUUUUUGCUUUUUUCCCUCAGAGACGUUAAAAUCAGGCAUAUUAUUGGAAUUUUUGACUAUUGGGAAGCUUUUCUGUGAACAUUUGAGAUAUUUUUGUUUUUAAAGCAACCUGGGGUACCAUAUUAGUACUACUAUUUUUUAUUAUUAACAUUACGUGAAUUUUCAAGCUAAAACACGGGUAUGAAAAAGUUGCAAUGUACUGUACCCUUAAGGGUACCUCAUUCCUAGAAGUGUGGGAUUGAUUCCAUGGAUGAAAUGCAUGGACUUUUUUCAUGCUUGAUCUACUGAAAGCAAAGAUGAAUCCGAAAAGUCUUCAAAAUGAUUUUUAUUCAUUUAUUUUUCAUUAGGGUGCAGGAUAAUUUUAUUUAAUGCUGAUUUCUCUAAUGCUGCGUAGGCAGCAACUACUUAAAUUGAACAUUAUCUUUAACCGAAGCACGCUGGACCCCUGGGUCCCCUUCUUGGGGGGUCUCGUUUAAGUUGUCCCUGGCUUUUUUUGGCCUGGAUAUAAGAUAAUCAAGGUUUUAUUUUCUUUUAUUGCUCGACGACCGUUUUUUGGACACACCAGAGGUGGAUUUAAUUUUCCAAGAAAACUAAAACGUGUCGCGAAGCAUAAUGCGGCUGGACACAUCUGUGGUUGUUUUGGUCACUUUCGCCUACAUCGUGUGCCUCUGCGGAUCGCUACAUGGAGAAAUUUGCCCCAGCACAGAUAUCCGCAACAAUGCGACCCACCUGCGUGUUCUGGAGAACUGCACAGUGAUCGAGGGCCACCUGAAGAUCCUGCUUAUAUUCAAAUCCAGACUGGAGGACUUCCGGGGCUUGAGCUUCCCGAAGCUGGUCGUGAUCACGGACUACCUGCUCCUCUUCCGCGUCUACGGCCUGGAGAGUCUGGGCGACCUCUUCCCGAACCUCACCGUCAUCCGAGGCAACAACCUCUUCUUCAACUACGCCCUGGUCAUGUUCGAAAUGAUCCAGCUGAAGGAAAUCGGUCUCCACAGCAUGACCAACAUCACUCGAGGAGCCGUGCGCAUCGAGAAGAACCCCAACCUCUGCUAUUUGUUCACUCUCGACUGGUCCAAGAUCUCUGACUCGGUGGAGGACAACUACAUUGUGGCAAACAAAGACAAGCGGGAGUGCGGAGACAUUUGCCCGGGUACCAUCACGGGGACGAUAACCUGCAAACAGACCACCAUCAACGGGAAUUUCGGCGAGCGUUGCUGGAACCAGAACCAUUGCCAAAGAAUUUGCCCCAGCACAGAUAUCCGCAACAAUGCGACCCACCUGCGUGUUCUGGAGAACUGCACAGUGAUCGAGGGCCACCUGAAGAUCCUGCUUAUAUUCAAAUCCAGACUGGAGGACUUCCGGGGCUUGAGCUUCCCGAAGCUGGUCGUGAUCACGGACUACCUGCUCCUCUUCCGCGUCUACGGCCUGGAGAGUCUGGGCGACCUCUUCCCGAACCUCACCGUCAUCCGAGGCAACAACCUCUUCUUCAACUACGCCCUGGUCAUGUUCGAAAUGAUCCAGCUGAAGGAAAUCGGUCUCCACAGCAUGACCAACAUCACUCGAGGAGCCGUGCGCAUCGAGAAGAACCCCAACCUCUGCUAUUUGUUCACUCUCGACUGGUCCAAGAUCUCUGACUCGGUGGAGGACAACUACAUUGUGGCAAACAAAGACAAGCGGGAGUGCGGAGACAUUUGCCCGGGUACCAUCAUGGGGACGAUAACCUGCAAACAGACCACCAUCAACGGGAAUUUCGGCGAGCGUUGCUGGAACCAGAACCAUUGCCAAAGAACAUUAGAGCUGUACGAUUAA
This is a messenger RNA of Sinocyclocheilus rhinocerous, 2050 nucleotides long. RefSeq names its product insulin receptor-like. Bases 854 to 2050 code for a protein of 398 amino acids. The transcript is spliced from 4 exons. The record is from RefSeq and is a predicted model, not a curated record. Lineage: Eukaryota; Metazoa; Chordata; Actinopteri; Cypriniformes; Cyprinidae.